Hipposideros armiger (great roundleaf bat) is the source of this 5122-nucleotide messenger RNA. RefSeq names its product chromosome unknown C8orf58 homolog (gene CUNH8orf58). The coding region runs from base 3574 to 4737 and encodes 387 amino acids. NCBI's taxonomy places the organism in Eukaryota, Metazoa, Chordata, Mammalia, Chiroptera, Hipposideridae. The record is from RefSeq and is a predicted model, not a curated record. The transcript is spliced from 7 exons.
GUCUGGUCUGAAAUGGGAAAGCCUCCUUGGCGCCACCUAGUGUCAGGUGGGCCCUACCGCAGGGGAGAAUGCCCGCAAAAGGGGAAUUCGCCCCUCUGGAAACACCUGGGCUUUGGGCACAGUGGGAAUGCCGAAAGAUCUAGCAUUUUUCUUGCUUUCCUGAAGAUAAUAGUCAAGUCGCAGCGACUGAGCCGGCAUGAAUGAAAUAAUGCUACAUGGCAGUGAGUGCUUAAGAGCUAAGACGGAAUACACAGGCGUGCCCUGUGAGUUCAGUGCAGGGGCCAUCUGUGUGAAAGGAUGAACAAGGUGGGUGGAAAAGAAAACUGUGGAGUAAUGGACGUGAGUCCAAGUGGAAUGCUCCGUUCAGGGCAGUGACUGGAGGGGAUACCGAGAUAAGGAGAGAUGAGAACCUUGAAUGCCGGGAAAAGUGGCUUGAACUUCACCUUGAGGCUCUGGGGACACUGAAAACUUUAAACAGGGAAGUAACAAGUUGGGACAGGGUGGGUUGGAAUAUUAAUAUGGUGAGAUCCCUGCCUGUAACAAACCUUGCUGGGCCAGCUGUCUUCUCAGGAGAAGAAAACAAAUGGGGAGUUAGAGACCCUUGUAAAAUGGGUAUGCCUGUGAGAGAAUUAUUGAAUGCUUUUUGAAAGCCAGAUGGGUUCAAGCUAAAAUCCACUUCUUUAGUUGUGGCAGUCAGCUCUCCUCCCAGGGGCUCUAAGGGUUUUCAGCUCCAGAGCUCUCUGCAGACACACAGCCAGCCCGAACUUGGGAGCAAACUUCUUUGGAAGAUGGCGUUAUUAGCCAUUUGUCAACAGAGAAGACUGGAGUCAUCUUUGACUUCACCCCUAUGCCCUUUGACCCAGACAUGGCGUGGGGGAGACCGCGCAAUUAUGCAAUUGCAAUUUGUCCUGUGCAGUGCUCUUUUUAUUUUUUUUUCUGCAGUUUGGGGAAUAACUUCAGAAACCAUGAUAGAUUUGAGUUAGAAGUGGCCCGAGAGAGCAUCUAAUACAGCUCCCUUCAGUUAGAGAUGAAACAAAGAGACCUUCCCAAAGUUUGAUGGCUUGAUGAUUCUUAAGUGCCAGGGAUGUUUUAAGUGCUUUUUAACUCUAAUCCUCACAAUUUGGUAGGUACUGUUAUCAUCCUUGUCUGUAGAUGAAGAAACCAAGGAUAGGGAAGAUGAACAACUGGUCCAAGGACUCCUAGGGGCCAGGGAUGGUACCUACAGCCUAAUUCCUGGGGUUCGGGCUUGCCCAGGGGUGGGGGUACUCUUGCCCGUCCAUCACCAGGGACACCCUUUUAGGCCACUAAGGAGGUCACUAUGGCUCUCAGCGGCCAUCUAUAGUCUGGCAGAAGCUGCUCCCAGGCUCUUGGCUUUGUCCCUGGUCCCACAGGGCCUAGCUCAGUGCUGAGCUUGCAGGAAAUGCACUCCCUUAAGCUGUGGCUUCUCCCCAAGGAAGUGGAGGGGCAGCUGGGCACCCCUGGCCUCAGCCUGAGGGAUGACUCUACUCAGGCCACCAUGUCUCAGGAACUCACGAUAGCUGCUUACCCCUGAGGUAGGCAGGGGUGGGGUGGCUGUGCUGCCCCUCCCAUUCCUUCAAGCAUCAAUCAAAGGGAGAUGAUGCUCCUCCUGCAGUCGGGGUGAAGGACGCUGCCGUGGUAAUCAUGUGGGGCCACAGAGCCCUCCGGGUGGUGAAGGCCUGUCCCAGCUCGGGGCGCAGGGCUGCCUGCCAGUCAGGGCAGCAAAAGGCAGAUGAGAGGGAAGUGUGUGCCCCCCAAUCCCCACCCGCAGGAGGUAUCCUGAUCACCACGAGGGCUCUGGCAUAUCUGCAUGGGGGGAAACAUGGCCUGGAGGGGAGUGUGGUUGGGUAUAAGUGUAUGCGUGUUGGGGGGUUCUUUUGAGGCCACACAAAGGCUUGUGCUGAGACACUGCAUUCCUGCUGGCUGGCUUCCUGCUCCAGAUGCAUUCCUGCCCCAGAGUCACCAAGGAGACUGCUGCUUGGAAUCUGGCCCUACAUUCUCCAAAUUCAGGGCAAGAUCUGGCAAAGGUUUCCUCCCUUCCCCUCCCCACACUCUCACUUUGCAGAGAGGAAGCCACCUGACUCACCAGCCCUCUUACCCUCCUACCUAGGAGAGCUGGAGUGUGUCUGGCAUGGUCUUGGGGAGGGGGGGGGUUGGUACCACACAUCCUGUCUCCGACUUCCAUAAAGCAGUUCCUGCCAGGCCCAGUGUUGUUUCCCUUUCUGUAUCUGGGAAAGAGGAAUGGGGAGGGGGUGUUGUCCAGGAGGGGCAACCCAGAGGACCCAUGGCUAGUGGGGAAAGGCUUGGCUUGAAAAUCACGGUGUGAAGAGAUCGCUGGUAAUGCAGGCAUUUGGCUGUCAUGCUUCCUUUCUGAGGCGUGGCUGUAGGCCUCAAUUUCCCCAUCUUAUAAAGUUAGAAUCUUGUAGUUUGUGGCUACAAGUUGAUGAGGGCUCCUGCGUAGGGUGUUUGAGGAAGGGUAGGAAGGAGCACAGGGCAGAAGGGAUGGGCAGACCUCUUCUCCCUCCCAGCUAACAGCCACUGCCAACAGCUCAGGCUCCGGACCCUCCCCCAGAGGCUCAGGUGCAGGUUUGCACGUCCACCAGCUCCCUCAUCUGCCUCCAGGGGAUUUGGAUCCUGCUGGUCACCUUCCGCAGGAGAAAGAGGUUUCCUUAGAAGCCACUCGCCCGUCUGGUCACCAAACUGUCUCUCCUUCAGCAGCUGUCUGGGCUCCCAGCCCAUUUUCAGCGCGGGGAUCAGGGGGUGGAGGGAGCGGUGGGAGUGGUGGUGGCGAUGCGGUAAGAAUCCCAAGGGCCCCAAGAUGGCUGGGGUGGGGACCGGGGAACUUUUACACUCGCGCCGCUUCCAGGCUCCUCUCCUGUCCCCAAGGCGCACUUCUUCCCCAAUCCUGAAGUCCCACCCAGCCCCCCAGUUUCAGGGUCCCCGAGUGAGGAAGAGGUGCGGGAUGAGGAGGAGAUUCAUUGCUAGCCGGGACACAAAGUGCUUGGCAGCUGUCGGAAAAGAUUUCCCUCUGGGCGGAAAUCAUGUCCCCCUUUUAUCGCGCCAGGUUUCUGAGUGGCGGAGUGACUCGCCCCAGGCUCACAGCUGGGAGCGCAGGGACCGCUGCGUCCCGGUCAGUGCCCUUCCCACAGCCAGCACGUGGGGCUCCAUUUCCUUCCGCGCGCCGGUCCACUCCCCGCCCGCCAGCUUCAUCUUGGCGGCAGGAAGGCAGACCGAGCGUGGAGCUGGGGGCGGGGUGACCCCAGGCCGGGGACUCCGCUCCUGGGCUGCGGCGGGAGCGCGGGGCCGCCACGCGCGGAAGGACAGCGGAUCCCGGCCCUUAUUCUAGCUCAGCCGCGCGUGGCCCCGCGUGCAGCCCCGCCCCCUUACACCUGCGCCCCUCACCUCCCCCGUCCCACCCCUCCCCCGCUGGGAGUGUCCGGGGGGCCGCACCCAGGGGGUCCGGACGCACCAGCUAAGCUGCGAGUGCGACAGCGGCGGGGGGACGCGGGCUGGGAGCGCUCGGUUCGGCUGCAGCGGUCGGGGCGGAGCGGGGCCAUGCUGGGCCGGCGGCGCGUCUUCGCCGUGGAGCUGCUCGGCAGCCGGGAUGGGGCUGGUGAGGAACUGGCACUCGGUUGUGUAGUGCCUGGAGUCACCAGCAUCUACAGACGGAUCCCGGACACCGCUCAGGGGUGCUCACUGGACUCCUGGAAGGGGCAUGGUGAGCAGAGAGGUCUCCGGAGGCAGGUGCCACUUCUCAAACUGGCAUCCCAGGAUUCAGGAGUGGAGAUGGUGGCUGGGGACAGCCUCCUGGCCACCUCGCUGGGCCUUUCUCCGGACUCUCUGGACUUUGAGGCUGUGGUGAGCCCUCAGCCCCUGGCCCUGCCGCCCAUGGAGCCCCCCGCCCACUUAAGCAGGUUCCUGGCCAGCCGUAAGCUGGAGCAGGUGCUGGAGAGGUCCCGCCAGUUCCCGACUUCCCCUGCCGGCUUGUCACAACACCACCACUCCCAAAAGCUGCCAAGCAAGCCUGAGUGUGAACUGCCCCUUUUUGGAGCAGGGGAUCAGAAGGCCACCAAGGCAGAGGUGGAGGAAGCAGCGGUGAUGGGGGGCUUGGGGCCUGAAGCCUGGGCCUGCCUCCCAGGGCAGGGUCUUCGCUACCUGGAACACCUGUGCCUUGUGCUCGAGCAGAUGGCAAAGCUCCAGCAGCUCCACUUGCAGCUACAGACCCAGAAGCCCCCUGGGGUUGUGAGCUGUGGGGUGGCCAGGCCAGCGGAUGGGCAGGAUCCUGUGGAGGAGGAGGAGGCCCCGGCCCCUUUGCCUCCACCCUCUCAUGCCCCAGGCAGUGAGGUGCAUGGGUCAUGGGAGCUGCUCAGCCAGACAGCGGAGACAGGGAGAAGAAGAGCUUCACUCCCCAAAGUAGGGGUGCCCAGUGCCAACCCUUCCAGGCUGUCAGAGGUCCCAGCAGAGCCCGCUCACGACUUUCAGUCCUCCCAGGGUCACAAGCAGGAGCUCUCCCACUGGAACAAGGUCAAGGUCCUGCUCAACCGGAUCCGCUGGAAGAGCGCGCGACACCCUGAGCCCCCUGUCCCUCCUGAUGGCCCUGCCCCGAGGACUGAGUCAAGGGACGUCCCUGAAAGAUCUCCAUGUCGCCCCCGCCGGAAGACCUUUAUGCCAUCAUUAGUGGUGAAGAAGCAACGAGCAAAAAACCUUUCCGUCUGCUGAGACCUCCUGGUGCAGGGACAUGACCCUGGGUAGAGGGGUGUGGAGUGAAGUCUUCUUCCUUGCCCUUUGCUCUGUUGCUCUUUCUGGGCACUGCCAGGAAAAGCUGCUGACAAUUGCCCUUCUCUCUGAGGCAAGGGCUGAAUCUUUCUCCUCCUGGAGCAGCGUGGCAGAGGAGCCCUGGUUCCCUGAGAAGCCCCACGGUGCGGCAGCUCCCAGGCACUUCCCUGGCCGCCAGAAAUCCCUGGGCUUAGACAAUGUGAAGUAGCUUAUUUAUCAGGCAUCCAUGGAGCAUGUUUGGCAUAGUAAUCUGUUGGGGCCCAGAGUGUUGCAGAUGUGUGUAUAUAUGCAAAAUGAUAAAGUCGUAUAUAUCUCUGUGAGACUGUCA